AUGCAAAAAACUUACGCUCAAAAGGCCGGUCAAAGAAGAAGUCGAAAUACGAAUUGUCAAUGUUUAGCAAAAAUUCGUCUUGAAAAAAGUCGGCUUAAUCUCUCUCAUCCGUGUGAAGUUCAUCUCUUAUAUAAUCAUAAUCAUCCAUUAGAAACUUUAAAUAUUACACCACAAACGCCUUCGAUUGCUUCUGUCGGUUCGACAAGCGAUGAAAGCGGGAAAAGUACACCUCAACAUAAUCUGGAAUUUGAAUCAAGUAUGAAUAAUGAUAAUGAUCUUUAUAGCUCUUAUGAUAACAUUUCUCAUGCUCAAGAUGAUUUACAACCUCCUCAUCAAUCCUCCCCCCCUUCCACUACUUUCGUUUUAAAUAAAUUCCAUCAAUUCGUUAAAGAAAUCGAUUUAGAUAUAUUAAAAGGUGACAAUGAAUACUGUCGUGGUAUUAUCAAGUUUAUGGAAUCUUAUCGGCAAGCAAGAGCCAUUGGUCUUUCUAACGCUACUCAAUUCUUUAAUCAAUUGUCUUGGACUGAUUCCUUAAAUCAAGGCGCGCACAUCGGUUCCAUCGAUACUUUCUCCGACGGAAAUGAAGGCUCCUUUAUAGAAUAUUCUCCUCAUCAUCAAUUUCCUCAUCAUCAAUUUACCACGAUACCUGUUCAAUUCUCUAAUGUUCCAAACGAUCAGUAUUUACCUCAUCAUCAUGGAUCUCCAUCACAAUCCGCAAUUAUUAACGAUGAUUCAACAGCUAUUAGACCAUCUUUAAAACGUGCGGCAACCGAUCAACCUAUUCAAGAAAUCGAUCCGCAAAAUGUCAAUUUACGUAAAAGGAGAUCGACUAGUGCAAAAAGGCAAAAUUUGAAUAUCAUCGGGCAAAAUUUAAAUGAAUAA
Messenger RNA from Racocetra fulgida, 882 nucleotides. The record is from the annotation of a GenBank genome assembly. NCBI's taxonomy places the organism in Eukaryota, Fungi, Glomeromycota, Glomeromycetes, Diversisporales, Gigasporaceae.